AUGAAGCACCAGACUCGACGGAUCCUCCUCGAAAGAUGGCAGAGGUAUCUGGCCAAUGCCAGGUACGGCAGGAGGACCGUCGAGGCUGUCCGGCCCUUCCUACUCGAGUGGGUGGGAAGGGCCCAUGGGGCCCUAACUUUCAGGGCGGCGCAGGUGCUCACCGGGCAUGGCUGCUUCGGUGAGUACCUGUGCCGCAUAGGAAAGGAGCGCACAGCCGCCAGCCACCAUUGCGGACAUGGCCACGACUCCGCGCAGCACACGCUCCAGGAAUGCCCGGCCUGGAGCAACGAGCGCGGAGUCGUGGAGAGGAAGUUAGGUUGCGACCUUUCGCUCCCCAGUAUAAUCCGGGCGGUACUGGGGAGCGAAAAGAGGUGGGAAGCCUUCACCUCCUUCUGUGAGGAGGUGAUGGAGAAGAAGGAGCAGGCCGAGGAGGAGAGAAGGAGAGCGGAAGGGAGAGGCAUGCGCAAGAGACGGAGGGACCGCCACCGUUCUACCACGGCCUAUCACCAUGCUGUGUUUCACCUUAAUAGAUUUCCACCUGUCAGGGACUUACUGGUUAGGAUCUCCAAGAUUGGACUCAGCAAGUUAGAAUCUUCAAGGAUGGACUCAUCAAAUUAG
Messenger RNA from Harpegnathos saltator (Jerdon's jumping ant), 618 nucleotides. RefSeq lists its product as uncharacterized. NCBI's taxonomy places the organism in Eukaryota, Metazoa, Arthropoda, Insecta, Hymenoptera, Formicidae. Bases 1 to 618 code for a protein of 205 amino acids. The record is from RefSeq and is a predicted model, not a curated record. The transcript has 4 exons.